GCUUGUUGAUACUCACCAUGGCCCAAAGAGGGCAUGACCAGAUCCUAGAGGCCUAUGAAUCGUCCCUGGCUGAAAAUCAGCACCUGAAAAGCUGCAUGAGGAAACUGGAAGAUCGUCUCCAACAGCUUAUGAUGGCCAGAGAAGAAUGCAUUUAUCAACCCUCUUCAGAGACCCCUGGUUGUUGGCGCAAAAGUAAAAAGUGGACACAAGAUGACCUGCGACGGGAGAGGAAGGCUUUGGAAGAGGAGAAGAAACACUUUCAGGCAGCGAAGAAGGAUUUAAAGAACACGGACAAACAACUGAGCGAGACCAAGGUCAAUUUAGUGAAGGAAAGCAUGAACCUGCAAGUGGAAAAGACCCAGCUGAGGGACGAGAAGAAGAGGCUGGAAGAAGUGAAGAAAACGCUCGAAGAGGAGAAGACCAAGAUGAAAGAAGCAACGCAAGUCGUAAAAGAGGAGAAGCAAAAACUCGCUGAAGAAAAGAAAGAAAUGGCAAAAAGCAAGACGAUGCAAGAAAGCAGACGAGGCCUGGAGAAGGAAAUCGCAAAAGUGGAGUCAGAGAAAAAGAUGCUGGCAAAAGAAAAGGAGAAAAUGAAGAAGAUGGACAAGGAGUUCCAGCUGGAGAAAAAAGAGCUGAGAGAGUUAAAAGCGCAACUCGGACAAGAACAGAAAGAGCUGCAGCAGGAAAAGGAAAAGCUCCAGGCCACGACCAAAGACCUGCUGCAGGAACAGAAGCAUCUGAAGUUAAUCCGAAAAGAACUGGAGGAAGAAAAGCAGAAGUUUGUCUGUAAAAAAUCCAGACUUCAAGCGAUGGCUGAAGAGCUGCAAUUAGAGAAGAAAGUGUUAGAGGAGAGCAAAAAGCAGCUGGAGGAAGGAAAGGAGGCUUUGCAAAAUGCAACAGAAGUGGACAAGAAGAUGAAGAAAGAGAAGAAAAAGAGGGAGAAGCAGACAAAGAACCAGGAGAGAGGAGAGAAGACGGGAAGAGGCACGAGCACUUUCUGGAAGUGGAUCAAGAAGAACCGCAGCAGCAGGAAGGCAGAGGAAGCUGCUGGUUCUCGGCAGGAGUAGUUCUGCUCAGAUUCCCUCAUCCUCUUCCACCGCCUCAGCUUCCCAUGCUGCCUUCAUCUGCUAAAAAUCCAAUAAAAAAGCAAAACAUUUCAA
Fundulus heteroclitus (mummichog) is the source of this 1160-nucleotide messenger RNA. Its product is annotated as golgin subfamily A member 6-like protein 2. The transcript has a single exon. Lineage: Eukaryota; Metazoa; Chordata; Actinopteri; Cyprinodontiformes; Fundulidae. Bases 18 to 1067 code for a protein of 349 amino acids. The record is from RefSeq and is a predicted model, not a curated record.